This is a messenger RNA of Talaromyces proteolyticus, 2116 nucleotides long. RefSeq lists its product as uncharacterized. Gene Ontology annotation, biological process: regulation of DNA-templated transcription. The record is from RefSeq and is a predicted model, not a curated record. Lineage: Eukaryota; Fungi; Ascomycota; Eurotiomycetes; Eurotiales; Trichocomaceae. Gene Ontology annotation, molecular function: zinc ion binding; DNA-binding transcription factor activity, RNA polymerase II-specific. Bases 26 to 1717 code for a protein of 563 amino acids. The transcript has 3 exons.
AGCACCAGCACCAGCACCAGCACCGAUGCCAGAUCCUGCUUUUUCCACUACAAACACAGCUACUGCGCCCGGUAUGCCAUUGAGCAAUGCUCCUGAUCCAGCAUUUCCACCGGCAGCAUUGUCAUCACCGCCAAUGUCUACUCUUCCCCCGUCAAUGGCUCCUUACCAGCCACCGCUCGAUGCCUCUGCCGGCAAUUCGCAAUCGAUGCACGCACAAGCAAGCCCGCCUAUGCAUUCGAUGGGACAAUAUAACCCGGCUUAUUCACCGUCAAUGGCACAGCUCGGCAUGCAGGGCGGACAGAUGAGCUACCAGCUCCCCGGCAACCCGCGAUCGCGGGCGCACCAACGGGAAGUCAAGAGACGAACAAAAACAGGCUGUUUGACAUGCCGCAAACGCAGAAUAAAGUGCGACGAAGGUCAUCCGGUCUGCCGAAAUUGUGUCAAAAGCAAGCGCGACUGCUUGGGGUACGACCCUGUUUUUCGACAACAAUCAACGCCUUCUGAGAUCCGACCGGCGGGAAAUUCGCAGCCUUCGCUGGUGCUCAACCCGCAAGAAUCGCCGAACCUCUAUCCCUCUGCGCCUCCCGGCUACGUUCCGGCCGGCUCGCAGCCUUUUGCACCCUCCGUCCAGUCGGACUCGUCCGUGAAGUCCUUCGACCAGCCAAGCAACCACCCCAGCGCUGUUGAGCCUUCGAUAGCUGAAAGUGAUACGAUGUCAGCGCUGGCAAGUGUCCAGGAUACCAUUGAUGGGUCUAUUUCUCAACCCGUUGGAACUCCUUCUGUCAUGACCACGCCAUCACUAGUCCCGGGUUCGGGACAAGUUGGUAAACAAGAGAAAGUAAAAAUACAGGAUCUCUUAGCACUCCAAGGCAUUGCGCCACCUCCUCCAUACCCUAUUGUUCCUAUUCAACAAGCUCGUCUGGACCAGAUACAGACUGUUUAUCUUCACACAUACGCGCCGGCUAUCGAUCGGUUUUUAGAAACCAGAUGGUUUCGAGACAAAGGCUUGUCUCAGCUAUUGACCAAUGCCCAGCUAAUGGCUCAAUAUUCCGCACUCAUUGAUGCCUUCAGCGACCCCAAGAUUUCCGAGCCCGCUGUUCGAGGCCGAGUUGAAAGUUUCGAGGCGUCCGUCGUCUGGGAUACAAUGUCAAUAUGUCGCUCAGCCCGUCAUUUGGUGCGCAAUGGCAACCAUGAACCGAUGCAGGAAUACGACCUGUUGACUACCGCAAACCGAUUUGAUGUGCUAGAAGCCUUGAUAACCGACGACUAUCUUAAAGACAAUCCAUUACAUGAAGACCUUAACCGCGAACCGCCACCGAAUCCUAACUCUUUGCAGGACCAGUUGCGGCGGCGGUCUCUGAAUUUCUGGAAUUGCAUCGGUCAUUUCCUCACGCUUCAUGAUAUUGAAGCGUCAUCAGCGGUAGAAAUCGAUGAUACAUUAACUCGCUGCCGUGCACUUCUUGAUCAGAUUGAGAAUCGAGAUGUGGUGUACUCGAUUGCCAUAGGGCGGCACCUUGGUCAACGGCUAUCAGAUUAUCCUCGAAAUAAACCAGAAGGGUCUAGUGACGAACGAAAUUCCAAUACAAAGCUUCUCGUCGCGCAGCGGUUUAUUGAAGAGGAGUCGAAAGAAAAAGGCACAACCCAAGUUGUCAAACGCCUCUGUGGUAUGGUCCACAGGUUAUGGGAGUUGAAGAAUAUAUUGCUUCCACAUGUGUGAGCUUACUAAUAUAUUAUUUUCAAUUAUGAUGAUCUUAGCAUUCGGCGUUGGGUUCUACAAAAUGUGACAUUCUUAUGCCGGCACGACGCUUUGAGUCUGUGCCAUGGUGGCGUUCGGCUUGGUCGUUAUAUACCGCUAUUCGUGUGCCUGAUAUGUUUGCGUUUCACGUGUUGAAUCAAAUUUGAUUCUAUCUGAGAUACCCUCUUUUGACACUAUCACGACUGUAUGGGCUCAAAGAAUCUGAUUCUUAAAAGACGGUAAUCGACUUUCAGCGUUAAUUGUGCAGUAUGCAUUUCAGCUAUGUGAAUAGAAUCUUUUUCUCUUUCUCUUUCUCUUUCUGUACAGAGAAUGUGUGCAAUAUUGUAUACUAUAAAUAGAGGUUAUAUGCAAAAGUGAAGA